Molecule: messenger RNA, 960 nt
Organism: Colletotrichum godetiae
Lineage: Eukaryota; Fungi; Ascomycota; Sordariomycetes; Glomerellales; Glomerellaceae
Product: quinate dehydrogenase
Exons: 2
Coding region: 1-960 (319 amino acids)
Biological process (GO): chorismate biosynthetic process; shikimate metabolic process
Molecular function (GO): shikimate 3-dehydrogenase (NADP+) activity
Source: RefSeq, a predicted model, not a curated record
AUGGCCAGUGUUGCCCCCAUCGAGCAGGUGGAAGACACUAUUGCGGUCAAGAUUGAACAGCUUGACCGCCACGGGUACCUGUUUGGCCAAAAGAUUACACAUUCCCUGUCACCACUCCUGCACACCACCAUCUACGAGGGUAUUGGCCUGAAAUGGGAGCAAAUGAGACUGGACUCGGCAGAUCUGCCGCUGUUCCUGGAACUCAUCAAGCAUCCCAAAUUCUACGGCAGCUCAGUCACCAUGCCCAAUAAGGUUGCCAUCAUUCCUCACCUCGACGAGCUGACGGAUGAGUGCCGCGAUGUUGGUGCCUGCAACACACUUUUCAUCAGAGAACGCGACGGCAAGCGGAUAUAUUGCGGCACCAACACCGACGUUAUCGGCGUCCGUGAGUCUUUUGUCCAGAACGUCACCGAUGCGGAUGCCGUCUACCACAACAAGCCGGCUCUGGUCAUCGGAGGCGGCGGUGCGGCCAGAAGUGCCGUUUACGCUCUGCGCAAGUGGAUGAAGGCCACCGACAUCUACCUCGUCAACCGUGACAAGAGCGAGGUCGACGCAGUCAUCGAGGAGUGCUCCGCGCGGGGUUAUGGAGACAAUCUGUAUCACGUCUCCACCGUCGAGGAGGCGAGAGACCUUGAGGCCCCCGGCGCUAUUGUGGCUUGCGUGCCCAACUUCACUCCCAAGACACCUGAGGAAAUUGUGGCGCGUGAGAUUAUCGUCGAGUUCCUGAACAAGGAUCGCAAGGGUGCUAUUCUUGAGAUGUGCUACAACCCUACGCCUUACACAGAAAUCGGUGCCCUUGCAGAGGAUGCCGGCUGGCAGGUCAUUUUGGGCACUGAGGCCAUGAUCUACCAGGGUCUUGAACAGGAUCGAUACUGGACUGGCAAGAAGGUCGACGAACUUCCCGUACAAAAAGUAAAGGAGGUGAUUGCGGCAAAGCUCUCACAACAUUCAAAACUGUAA